This is a messenger RNA of Hylaeus volcanicus, 11033 nucleotides long. RefSeq names its product potassium voltage-gated channel protein eag (gene eag). Gene Ontology annotation, molecular function: voltage-gated potassium channel activity. The transcript has 16 exons. Bases 1412 to 5089 code for a protein of 1225 amino acids. Gene Ontology annotation, cellular component: membrane. Gene Ontology annotation, biological process: potassium ion transmembrane transport; regulation of membrane potential. The record is from RefSeq and is a predicted model, not a curated record. Lineage: Eukaryota; Metazoa; Arthropoda; Insecta; Hymenoptera; Colletidae.
GUGUGCCACCCGGACCGCGAUCGAUCCUUGGGACGAUACGAUCCAGAAACGCGAUGGACGGAACCACCCUCCUGCCACGGGCCAGAUAACGCCAGGAGGAACCCUCGCCGAUCCACGAGACGCGAGCGAGCCAGGAUUAAUCGUGGUCCCCGAGUGAGCCUCCAGCCAACCGUCGUCGUCGAGCAACGUCCACCGACGUAAAUCGAAUCCAGACACGCGACAAAGAUUCCGUGGCGAGUCUGGUCGGAGCGGCGCCGGCGUCGCGGGAAAUCGCGCGCGACAGCAUCCCAAGCUCGGUCUCGCGGCUAAGACGCAAGGAUGUGAUCGAGGAUUACCGGUGGGCCGCGUUCCCCUCGGUAAGGGAUGUUCUCCUCCGCGGGCACCAGCUGCACCGACGCCGAGGAGGACGCCGAGGAUGUGGAGAACGACGUGGCAGGUAUCGCGCAGCCGUCUAACUACUUGCCGUCGGGUACCCGUGACAAGGCGCGCGAUCACCUGGAAGGACUGCGGUUAGAUGGGUCAUCGAUCGCGCGUCCACCAGCCGACGACACAUCCGCGAGCCCAUCGACGUCGUGGUCGGUGCCCCGAUAGAUCAGGACCACCGUCCACCCGCGUAUCGAGCUCGUGGUCCGAUCGCGAAUCGAACCAACCCUGGACCGCGGCUCUCUGUCUCGACCUGGAGCGCGUCGCAGCGAGUCGCAGCUGCGAGCUGGACGAGUUCGAACACCGCUGGUCCCGCGACCGACUCGACCUCGGGGAGCUGACGUCGUCGCGCUCAGCUGACGACAGACGCCUUCAACCCCGUCCCACUUUACGAUUACGAUCAGGGAGCCCCCCGUCGUUCCAGGGACCUAUCUGUACUUAUCUCGACCGGAAAGGAGCCGCGUCACGGUUCAUCCAACGUUUCAAGAGGUACAGGCUGCAGGCUUCCAAGACACUAGAGCGAACGGAGGAAAUUGAAGAAUUUUCCUGACCGGAGAGGAUUCCAGGACGGGCCACAGGGGACUUUGCCUCUUUUCGUCUGAAGAGUUGAAAAGUUUUCCCGAUCGCAGAGGACUCGUUUCGUCUGUUGGUCGUCACGCGAGAGGAUCAUCUGGACAAUCGGAGGACCGUGCCACGUUCGAACCGGUUCAACGCCGACGGGUGAUUCGAACGCUUCGCGAUGGUGAUCAACCCUCGAGUGAUGACAUUCAGUUAGUGUAGUGUGCGUCGUUGUGUUCGUCGCGUGCAGCCCAAAGAGAGAGAGAGCGAGAGAGAGAGAGAGAGAGAGAGGAAGAGAGUGUGCGUCGAUCGCGAGAGGAGCGGAUUGACAUGAGGCGUGGAAGACAGUCCGCGAUCGUCGUAGCCAGAGGCUGGCAGAGGUCCUGAUAGCCGCAGCGACCAGGAUCCGGGAUCAUCCAAGGGAGAAAGGAUGCCAGGGGGGCGCAGGGGCCUGGUCGCCCCGCAAAACACAUUCCUGGAGAACAUCAUACGACGGAGCAGCAGUCAACCUGACAGCAGUUUUCUCCUGGCGAACGCUCAGAUCGUCGACUUCCCUAUUGUCUAUUGCAACGAAAGCUUUUGCAAAAUCUCUGGCUAUAAUCGUGCCGAGGUUAUGCAAAAGUCCUGCCGCUGCGGAUUCAUGUACGGGGAGUUGACGGACAAAGAGACGAUCGCCAGGAUCGAGGAAUGCCUCGAGGGCCAGAUUCACGAUCAAUUCGAGAUCCUGCUGUACAAGAAGAACAGUGCCCCACGAGGUAUGUCUAGCACAGGUUCGCAAAAGAGUGCUCGAAAGACCCACCACGUGAACAAGAGACGACACACAUACAAGGAUCGUCGAACGAUCCCUGGACCAAAGGGCGGCCAUUUUCAGAGGACACUAUUCAACCUCCCGCCUUCUCUUGAUUUCAAAACACCACUAUGGCUGCUUCUGCAAAUAGCGCCGAUAAAAAACGAACGGGACCUGGUGGUCCUGUUCCUCCUCACAUUCCGGGACAUCACCGCCCUGAAGCAGCCGAUCGAGGCGGACGACACCAAAGGUGGCCUCUCGAAAUUCGCCAAGCUCGCCAGAUCGGUCACCAGGUCCAGGUCUGUUCUCGUCUCGCAGUUCAGCUCCCACCUGCCCGCCCUCAAGGAUACCGCGAUACCCACUACCGGGAAGCAGUCGCAUUUAGCUCACAUGAUGUCCUUAAGCGGCGACGUGAUGCCGCAAUACAGACAAGAGGCGCCCAAGACCCCGCCGCACAUUUUGUUACAUUACUGCGCGUUCAAGGCGAUCUGGGAUUGGAUCAUUUUGUGUUUGACCUUUUACACGGCCAUCAUGGUACCCUACAACGUCGCCUUCAAAAACAAGACCAGCGAGGACGUCUCCCUGUUGGUCGUCGACAGCAUCGUCGACGUCAUAUUCUUCAUCGACAUCGUCCUCAAUUUUCACACGACGUUCGUUGGUCCUGGCGGUGAAGUGGUGUCCGACCCAAAAGUGAUCAGGAUGAAUUACCUAAAGUCGUGGUUCAUCAUCGACCUCCUCAGCUGUCUUCCGUACGACGUGUUCAACGCGUUUGACCACGACGAGGAUGGAAUCGGCAGCCUGUUCUCAGCCCUGAAGGUGGUACGCCUGUUACGGCUGGGUCGCGUGGUUCGCAAACUAGACCGGUAUCUGGAGUAUGGAGCCGCGAUGCUCAUUCUUCUGCUCUGUUUCUACAUGUUGGUUGCUCACUGGCUGGCCUGUGUCUGGUACGUCACUUUAAGGUACUCGAUAGGAAGGUCGGACGCUGACAACGGGGUCCAGUAUUCCUGGCUGUGGAAGCUGGCGAAUGUCACCCAGUCACCGUACAGCUACCUGUGGACCAAUACCAGCACAGCGCCGGAACUCGUGGCUGGCCCGUCCAGGAGAACUAUGUACGUCACCGCGUUAUACUUCACGAUGACCUGCAUGACCUCCGUGGGCUUUGGAAACGUCGCCGCGGAGACCGACAACGAAAAGAUCUUCACCAUCUGCAUGAUGAUCAUCGCUGCCCUGCUAUACGCUACGAUCUUUGGUCACGUCACCACGAUAAUCCAACAAAUGACAUCCGCCACCGCCAAGUACCACGACAUGCUGAACAACGUGAGGGAGUUCAUGAAGCUGCACGAGGUGCCGAAAGCCCUCAGCGAGCGGGUGAUGGACUACGUCGUAAGCACCUGGGCGAUGACCAAGGGCCUAGACACGGACAAAGUGCUCAACUACUGCCCCAAAGACAUGAAAGCGGACAUCUGUGUUCAUCUAAACAGAAAGGUCUUCAACGAACAUCCUGCGUUCAGGUUGGCCUCCGACGGUUGCCUGCGCGCGUUAGCAAUGCAUUUUACAAUGUCGCACAGCGCUCCCGGCGAUUUACUUUAUCACACCGGGGAAUCGAUCGAUUCCCUGUGCUUCAUCGUGACCGGAAGCCUCGAAGUCAUACAGGACGACGAGGUGGUGGCAAUCCUUGGUAAGGGUGACGUGUUCGGGGAUAGCUUCUGGACGAAUCCGUCCAUAGGCCAGAGCGCAGCCAACGUUCGAGCUCUCACCUACUGCGAUCUUCACACCAUCAAGAGGGAUCGACUGUUGGAGGUGCUGGAUUUUUAUCAAGCGUUCGCCAACUCCUUCGCCAGGAAUCUCGUCCUAACGUACAAUCUGAGCCAUCGGCUAAUAUUCCGGAAGGUGGCCGAUGUCCGUCGGGAAAAGGAGCUGGCCGAGAGGAGGAAAAACGAGCCCCAGCUGGAUCAAGCGCAAGAUCACCUGGUGCGCAAAAUUUUUUCGAGGUUCAAGACCGACGGGGAACCCCAGAUUGGCGUAACCAGGGCCGCAAACGGACGGUCCCAGCAGGAUUCCGACGAGGAGCUCACCGUGAACGUCCUGCCGCCCUGGCCCAGUUUUAGGUUCCGUAGAGAGCGACACACUCCCGACGUGGAGAAGGGCGACGGGAAGGACGGCAAGGACGGCAAGGAAGGGGAGUCGUCGCAUUCUAGAAAACUCUCCACAACGGAGGAGACCACUGCCGCUAAACCACGACCGGGAAAGUGGGGACGACUGUUAGGUAGCGCGAGUCUGGACUCUGGGAGCGAAACGGGGACUGGUACGGAUACGUUCAAGAGGUCUUUGAGCGCGAGAGAUGCGCGGCCAGGUUCGAGCGCCGGCAGCAACAAGGUGUUUCCAAAGUUUGGCAAGCUGAGCGGCACCAUCGAAGAAGCCGGGGACACGGAAACCGCGAAGGAUAGCCAACAGCAGCAACAGCUGCAGCAGCAACAACAGCAACAGCAACAGCAACAGCAACAGACGGCGGCGGCCGACUCGAAGCAGUUGCAGCUUCGACGGCUGGAGAGCUACGACGACGGGCUGAUCACUACGCAGCCGAGCCACGAUCGCGAGAUCCUGGCAGCGGUGCUGGAAGUGAAGGUGGACCUGAAAUUAGAGGUGCAACGCGUGAAUCAAAGACUAGCCAAGAUCGAGGACAUUCUCCAGACGCUGAUGAAUCGGUUGCCAGCGAUCAGUCCGGCCCAGCCAAAGGUCACGUUCGCGAGCGGUACCAACGGUUCCGCUUCGAGCCAGCCAGGUCAAGCGCAGACCUCGUCCAGUUGCCAGCAGGGUUCUCAAGCGACGCAAACGUCGAGUAGCAGCGGGGUUAACGUCGAGCAGAAGGUAACGAUAGCGACCGCAAGCGUGGCCACCAUGGUCAGCGACGGGUACAGGGAGCAAGGCACCAUCACGGAGCGAAUCUCGAAGCCUCAGGAGCCGCAUCAUCACCAUCACCAUCAUCACCAUCAGUCGCAGCAGUCGGAGAGACUGAAGGACACCGACUACAAGAGCUCGUCGAGAGAGGUGAGCAAGGAGCUUCUCGAGAGGCUCGCGCAGGCGUCCACGUCCCGCGGUGACGACUCCACACCGUUGGGCCCGUUGAUACUCAGAAAACGAAGGAGCAAGUCGCGGAACAAGGGCGCCGCGCCGCUGGCGCCGUUAGCCACGCAGCCCAUCAGCCCGUCCGAGGCCACGGAGACCACGCAGAUGCUCGAGUGCACCGACGACAGGGAGCCCAGCACCGCGGACAGGUCCGACAGAAAGAGACCUCCGCCUAGACCCAGAGAGUACUUGUGAAAGUUCUUGCGGCUCCGGCCGGUUGUCUCGAGGCUCCUGCUCUGAGGAAAACACAUGGCGGAACAACGAAUCAGUCUUGGACUUGCCCCGCCGCGCCGUUAGGCUUCGGGGUAUCGCUCGUCCAGGCUCCUAGUCCGCGGUCAACGCUGGAACAACGAACGAAGCCUUGGCAUUGGAAUCGUCUUGGAAGAAAGGCAAGUGUUUGCCUUUCGAACCAGUCGCAGGUACAAUGAAGUACCUCGGCAGUUUUGGAACAGACGAUACGCAAUUCGAGCAAACGUUCCAGAGGGGUGCAGCUUCGAAUCCAUGGCACACGAUAAACAACCUAGUACCUCGGCGUUUUUGGUAAAGGUCACGGGCUUUUACGAACGCCACGGCAAGGGUGUACAAGGAAACGACCCCAGCUCCUGUUUGGCGGUACAUAAACGGAGGAACGGCCGAGUACCUUGGCUUUUUUGGAAGAUUACAUUCGUUCCGAGGAACGCGGAGAAUACACAGAGGAGCGAAUCCAAGUUCCUACUUUGCCGUAAACUACUUGGCGAAACGACGGAGCGCUUUAGCGGUUUCGGAAGAACGCACUCGGCCCGAGGAACGCCGCGGAGAAGUUUGCAUUGGAAGGACGUAGGGGAAGUGGUCAAAGGCUGUACGAUGGAGGAUGGCGUGCGCUACCGCUCAACAAUUUUUAACGGCAAUUUUACAAAGCUUUGGCAUUCUAGUUACGGACGAUCUUCCGAUUUUACAGCGUGUUUUCGUAUCGCUGUUCCAUUCGUCCCGCGAGACGUCGAUCGGGCUGGGAUCGGACGAGAACGACCGCGACGUUCGGUUUCCGUCACGUAACCUCCGUGACGUUCGGUUAGUAUGUGCACCAAGUCCGUGAAGCACCGGGUUGGCUGAUCGUAUCAGACUUUUCGGCGGUUGGCACGGAUUCACCGAAAGGAGAAACUCCCAGCGUUCGAGAUCUUUGGUAGCACGGGGAAGGAACGAAGGUUGCAUCCUUCGAACGGUGUUCUUCGAGUGUUCGAGCCAGCCAGCACGGCAAACUCUUUCAACGAAGCGACGAAAAUUCUUCACCCCACCCCCUUCCUUCCCCCGCCUAUUCCUCUCGAGAGAAAAAAAUCGAUUUACCGUAAAUAACUGUAAUUUCACCGCCGUACGUUUUAAGAACGCUGCGCAUUUCCGCUAAACCCGCUUCGCGAAAUCUUCUGCGAGCUUUUACCGAAAGUCGUCGGUAUACACGCGCGAAACGAACCCGGGACGGAGAAAAGUACUAGUACAAUUAAAGAAAUUCUGUCGAAAUGUAAAAAGAAAACCACAAAAAAAAACAAAAUACGAAAAGCAAGCGAGGAGGAGCGACAUUCAUACCGGCGAGGAAACGCUCCCGGUGCUAUCAACUUGGCAUAUUUUUGCAUGGCCAAAAAAAAAAAAGUAAAAAAAGCGAUAAACAAAUGAAAUUAUUAUCGUGUUUAAGUGCUUGCGACGGCUUCUUCGAGACAUCGAACGUAAAAACGAGAGUGUGCGUGUGAAAGAACGAAAGAGCGAAAGAGCGAGAGAAAGAGAAACUAUUCCAGAAUACUCACGUUCUGCAUAAAGUACCUACACACUCACACACUGUAAUUGUAGGUUUACACGCAUCUUAGGGUAUCUCAGAGCUAGGUUCGUGAAGGCGCGAGAUAGAUGUUAAGUAACAAAGCAAAUUAAACGGGGAAAGAAAAGUAAAAGGUUAGGAACGAGGGUGAAACGAAACGAAAGCGCCAAUUGGGAAGGGGGUAACUGUCACAAACGACGGGAUUUUACGCGUUUCCGGGAACGGUGUGAGAAUGAAAGCACGCCGAAGGCUCGUAACAAAGAACGCAGAGUUGGCCCAACACUGGAAGAAAGAAAUCAAGAUGCGUGGUAGCGUUGUUUGCCGCCGUUUGCUGCCACAUGUUGGCGCCACUAGUUCGCCGUCUGUUUUCGUGAUUUUCGAAGAUAGAUACGCGACGAUGCGAACGGCGAUAAAUAAUAGCCUUUCGACUGUUCCGUCUCAUUAAACCGCACCCGAUAAAAAUCGAUUGUGACAGGAGGAAAAUUCCAUCGGGGAAAGAAAUGUCUAUCGAAGUUAACUCCGAGGGAAAUGUAGUCUCGAUUUUAUCACCUUUGAUUUCCGAGUUUCUAACUGUUUAGUAUUUAAACUUUUUUAUUGCUCUUAUACGGCCUUCCAGAAUGUCCCUUCUAGCAAGCUACCUCCAUUUUUGAAAACCAUACAACUAGAGAAACUUUUUUGAAAGGCAAUCGAGGCAACAGAAGUCCUCCCAAAAGUUAAUUUUCAUGGCAUUUCUCCUUUCCCAGCGCUCUUCUUUCAGAAAGUAUUCUCACCGAUCUUUUUCGAGAAGACCUAGAGUAGAGUACGGAGCGAUUCGAUAACUGUCGGCAGCAUCUGUAUCUCGAGAAACGUGGGUGGUCGAGGGAAAAAUCUAACCGACAAAACGUGCCUAGAAGACGCAGGUUACCUUUAUUUAUUUUUUUUUUUUUUUUUUUUUCUUAAAUUGAUCAACGCGUUCGUCGUCGUGUCGAUUUUUUCCACCACGAUUUCGUGUACAUUCAAGUUUACGGUGCGUUUCGAAUUGCUCUGUGUCGCGACAUAUUACUGGAAGUCAAUUUGACCCACGCCCACGCCUCGAGAAGUUGCGUUCCGUUUACGUGCGAUCGAGACGACACCUGGGAGGGUGCACGCGUUUUCAGAGAAGGGCAACAUUUUAUUCGAAUAUUCGAUAACGAAUAAAAUCAACGAAUAGCGGUUUGUUCGAUUGGAAAGUUAAAUUUUGUUAACCUUCGAUACAACUUUUGAUUUUCGUUUAUCUAGAUAACAAUUAUGCCCAUCUCUGCCCAAGGGACACGAUUCGAGAACACUCUACUUUGUUACGUUGCGAACAUGACCUAAUCCCACGUACGAUAGGUUACUCAGAUUCGUUCCACUGGAUCAGACAGAUGGCUUUGUUCCUGCUAAUCCUUUCCAGUCAACUUUUUCGCCCAAACUGGCAGUCGAACAUAACAUUGACGAUAUUCUCUCUCGAUCUUCAAUUUCAUUUAUUUCUAUCCUUGAAAAUAUCUAACUAAUUGUGUUAACGUUAAUUGUGCGCGCGCAGUUCUUCACAGCCACGGUUCGCGAAUGGGCGAUACCUCUCGCGUUUGCCAACACGAUAGCUAAAUCCUCGUUAUCAGUCCACCACGGAACCGACCAGAUAUCACUUCGAAUCGAGAACAAAAAGUGUAAAUCGAGCCAUUUGCCUCUCCAGUGAAAGCGAUUGGCGCAAUCCAUUGUAAGUACACGGCAUUCACGGAAGCCGAACAGCAAUAUUAGGUGUAUAUAUCUUGUAACUACAGCGUGUAUAUAUACAUAUACACAUAUACAUAUUAUUAUUGCGCGUGUUUCCUUGACAGCGCGUUUGCACCUACUAGGAAUCGUCGAGCGAUUCUUCCGUUUGUUUCUCGUAUUUUCGGCGAGGUCGUUAAAAGAGAACAGGGGGAAAGAAUUCGAUAAAGACGCCUGAAAGACGGACUAUUUGAUUUAGGAUUAGCGAGGCUAAAUAACGAGUCCGUUUAGUUGUGUUGCCGCCGCCUCGAGAAAGAAGCCAUUGAAACAAUUCUGAAGGACAAUCAAAGAUGGAAAGUACUGAUCUCACACGUAGUAGGAUGAAGCAAUUAAUCGACUAAGGCUAGAUAUAUUUCGUUAGCUUAAGCUUAAGACCUAGGCGACCGCGGCGAUCAGCGAACAUACCGGCAGCUUCGGGAAUUUCAUUUUCAACAGCGUGGACAAGACUUUUGAAAAUAACAAAUCGAUCUAGGAGUCUCGAUGAUUCCACCGCGAACAGAACUGGAAGCUCGUCUCGAAACCUCGAUAAGUGCAUACGAACAUUCCGUUCGUUGCAUUCGGAGUCCGGUCUCCUUACUUACGGAAAGAAUUAGGUGACGAAUACGGAAAUAUUUGGUGUAUUUUUCGAGUACGUACAGGAAACAACGAGAAUUAUCGAGACUUCGCUUCGAAAAACAUCAGCUGUAAAUCGAGAUUCGUAUAGGUCAAAUACGCUCGAGUGCACAGGAAAGAAAACAAAAGAAAGAACUAGACGAAGGGAAACAGGCAAACGCGCUGACAUGGACUUCUAUGCGUGUAAAUAUUAUAAAUAUUAAUAAGAGCGAAUAAAACGAAUGCCGUGAAGAAAAGAAUGCGUGUGCGUGUGAAAGGUUCUUUGAAAGAGAGAGCAAAUAGUUCUAAUCUCAUGUUACGCAAGAAAAGGUGGAAGAAAAAAAGAAUUAUCGAGCAGUUACGAGGACUUUGUUAAUUAGGUUUUAGCGUGCGGAGACGAUAUAGCUGGCUCUAUCGUAGUUUCUAUACUUAACGAAUGCGAAAGUUUAACAUACCGUUGAAAAAAAAAUGAAAAAAAAAAACGUUUUUUCUAGCAGCUCAACAAGCCACCAAAGCGCGUCGAUCGAGGUCUUGAAACGGUAUGCGCCUGCUCCUUUUUAACGCUGAAAAAAAAAAACAGGUCGGUCAGCUUGCGAUUCCAAGUAAUUUACGCAUAGAGAUGCGACCAUUUUAGAGGAUUAGACCGAAUAAACGAUCGAUCGAGUAAUUACCUUCCUCUGAAUUACACACUUUCCUUUGUACGUCCUUGCACGUUAUUUUAUACACCACCUGAACUAGACUCAUUCUUGCGCUACCGAUCCAUUUAAUCGUUGCGAAUCGGCCAGAUUGGACUUGACGGGAGAUCGUAAAUGGGUUUCGAGUCAGAGAAUCGUAACAGUUCCAAAUUUCAAAUCUUCGCCGUACAGCAACACAUAACCUCGUUUUGUUUAGUUCGAACGAAGCAACGAUUCCAAUUUAUUCGUAUCCUAAAGUACAAAGUUCAACGAGCUGAAUUUUUCGAGGGUCGACUCUGUACACCUCUGACUCGAAGCCUUUUAACGAAUCUAGAGCAAGACCCAGCUACUUUCAGUAGCUGUCCAACUCUUGUUUUUUCUCGUGUCAAACGGUCCGUCUUUCUCGCUCAACAUUUGGAAUCGCAAGGAGAUCCCUUCGCUCGGUUCCCUAUCCAAGAGCUUCUCUUUUCGUGCGUGUUUUUUUCGUCCCCGUUGAUCCGACUCUAUCGACGACCGUAAGUCGACACCGUGCGUCUUUCCACAGCAACUAAUUUUCGUCGAGAAUAUCAAAGACUGAUCAUUUUUUGAAUACUGGAUACCCAAACUUGAAAACUAAUUUUAAACGAGAAUCAUCCAUCCUCGAACUUGACAGAUGAUCGUAUUAUGUAUCGUUCGAUCCGCUCGAUAACUUUCAUUUCGUUGCGCUAAGAGCAAAGUUACUUGCACAGAAGACUUUCAGAGAGCAGUUCUCGAUCUUUUAAUUAAUUUACACGAAGAUAUUUGUCACGUUUAUAGAUAGAUGUCGCGAUACUCGAUGUGUCGGUUGAUAAAAUAAUACGCGCAAUUAUUUUUUCGAUGGAGGCAGGGCCAUUCAUUUCUAGCGUUCGAGGAGAAUAACCAAACGUAACCUCUUCUCCUUCUCGACGAGUCGCUAGGUGUCGCUAAAAAACAUGGCGUGGUACAAGAUUGUAAGGAACUAAGUAAACAAUUAUAGCGCAAAGGGUUCUAUACUCAUAAAUGAUACCCUGUAUAAAUCGUGUCACGUUUAUUAUGUAUUCGAGGGCUAACCUCUUGCCAAUACAAUACCCUGCCGAUGUUACAUGGUUUGUUCGAGUGAACGAAUCGAAUGUUCGACUGACGGUCGUUGUCGAGUCGUUGGGGUCGAAUUUCGUCGGCGCGGAUAUACUUACAUACAUAUGCAGUAUACAGACACGCAUUUCUGCUGUCCGCGUCUCUGGCAAUGCAACGACAAAACAUUCACGUUUCCCAUCGACAAACGGGCGGCUCGUUGUCGGCUGCGCGGAGUCGUGAGAACAGAAACACAAAA